AGGCGUGGCCUGUGCUACUGUCAGUCCCGGUGAAGGAGGCGUGGCCUGUGCUACUGUCAGUCCCAAUGAAGGAGGCGUGGCCUGUGCUACUGUCAGUCCCAAUGAAGGAGGCGUGGCCUGUGCUACUGUCAGUCCCGGUGAAGGAGGCGUGGCCUGUGCUACUGUCAGUCCCAAUGAAGGAGGCGUGGCCUGUGCUACUGUCAGUCCCAGUGAAGGAGGCGUGGCCUGUGCUACUGUCAGUCCCAAUGAAGGAGGCGUGGCCUGUGCUACUGUCAGUCCCGGUGAAGGAGGCGUGGCCUGUGCUACUGUCAGUCCCAAUGAAGGAGGCGUGGCCUGUGCUACUGUCAGUCCCGGUGAAGGAGGCGUGGCCUGUGCUACUGUCAGUCCCGGUGAAGGAGGUGUGGUUUGUAUAUCUGUUAUUCCUAGUGAAGGAGGCGUGGCCUGUGUACCUGUCAGUCACAGUAAAGGAGGUAUUUCUCUCUGUCAGUUGCCUGUCUGGCAGAUUCAGUGAAGGAGAUGAAGGAGGUGUGGCCUGGGAACCUGUUAGUCCCAGUGAAGGAGGUGUGGCCUGUGUACCUAAAGUUCCCUCUUUUCUCUCUGAUUAAAGCUGAACUGUUUGCACACACACACACACACACACACACACACACACACACGGCUAACAUGGACACGUGUCACACUCGGGCUGCAGCAUUGUGUGAGACAGAGGACAGACAUCAGCGCAGCUCGGCGACGUGCGUCAGCAAGGCCCCAAUUUCAUCAGCGUCGGUUUCGCAACGAUUUAAAGUGCAAAGGUUGAAGGACGUUCCACAAAGGAACAGAACGGGAGCGAGAGAGGAAAAGCAGAGCCAAAUAUAGCAGACAGCAGGACUGAGUGAUGAAAUAACAAAGAGCAGCUACGCUCACGGAAAAAGCGCUCAAAGAUCGAAGAAGUGCUGGAAGAAAGAAAAAAAACGCUUUCAGGGUUUCAGAGGCGCUGUUACGCAGCAC
Molecule: messenger RNA, 990 nt
Organism: Ictalurus punctatus (channel catfish)
Lineage: Eukaryota; Metazoa; Chordata; Actinopteri; Siluriformes; Ictaluridae
Product: snake venom metalloprotease inhibitor 02D01-like
Exons: 2
Coding region: 66-605 (179 amino acids)
Source: RefSeq, a predicted model, not a curated record